AUGGAGAAAAGCAAUCGCUCCAAGCAAAUAUCCAUCGUACCGAAAACUGCAUAUGGUUUACGUACAGAUAUCCUAGGCAAUGUGCACUUUACCCUCAAGCAGGAAAUCAUUUACCCAGUUGCAGGAGUAUUGGCCAUCCAUGACUUUACCACCAAUAAGCAGAAGUUUUUGAGGUUUCCAGAAAAUAGUCACCCGGAACGAAUCGUCAUAAGCCCGAACCGGAAGUUUAUAGCUGUUGUAGAACGAACGAACGAUAAUAAAUCGAUGGUCAACGUGUAUGAAAUUGAAACACUGAAAAAACGGAAAACACUGCAGUUACCACCGGACUGUCCGAACACGCAGAUCGGCAACAUCUGCUUUACGUAUGAUUCCCGCGGAGUGGCAGUCCUGUCGGUCGAGCCGGAUGCGUUCCUAUCGAUCUUCUCCUUUGACAAGAACGACUCACUCAUCAUUGGCCGGGCAUCCAACUCGAGCCAACAGGGUCAAGCGAUCUAUCUGUCCUGUAACCCAAAUGACGCCACUAUUGUUGCCGUCGGUGGAUUCUACAUGCUCAAGAUCAUGAACCGUACCGACAAGGGCUUUGGGCAGAUUGGAACAAUUAAGGGGGACGACUUGCUUAUAACAUCCAUGACCUGGCUGUCUUCAGAGGUGUUGGCAGCUGGAACAGCUGAAACAGAGAUCAUCUUCGUGGAGUCUGGCGAGCUAAAGAUUAAACAGCGAGCAGACACUAUAGAAACGGUCGACCUAUCUGGCGAAGGAGACGCCGACCUCGUGUCCACUCCGGCGGAAGUUGCAGGACUAAAGCACGAUCACCACGAUGUGCUGUGUUUGACGCAGUUUGAAAAGGGUUUCCUGUACGCAAUCUAUAACGUAGUACAUGUGUUCGAGCGAGAAACAAACUACAACUUCCGCAAGAAAUCCAUUAUUCGUGUGCCGAUCACGCUGUUCGACGAGCAUCAGUACAAAAUCAUAAACGUGGCAGUCAACCAAGAACAGGACACGAUCGUAGUCGCAACCGUCCACUCACAGCUCUACAUUGGUAUGCUGAUCGUGCCGGAAACGCUUAAAAUCAGUGAGCUGGUGUUUCAGCAUCUCGGAGAACCGCUUCAUAUUAGUGGUAUUAUCGGGAUGGCCGUUUGUUCUUGGAAGCCGAUAGUUAUGACAGCAUCUCGCGAUUUGACCAUUCGUGUUUGGAACUACGAAACGAUGAAGGUGGAGCUGGUGAAGAAAUACCAAAUCGAAAUAGGAGUUAUUGCCCUUCAUCCCUCUGGGUUCUUUGCUGCAGUCGGCUUCAUCGAUCUGCUACGACUGCUUCAGAUCCAAUUGGAUGAUCUUAAGGAAACAAAAAGCUUCAAUCUGGCGAGUUGUACCCAACUGCAAUUCUCAAGUCAGGGCCAUCUUUUAGCAGCAGCCCACGGUAAGACGAUUACGUUGAUCUGCAUCUUUACAUUUGAGGCAGUGCAGACACUAAAAGGACACAACGGAAGUAUCCUUAGCCUGGCCUGGUCUACGGACGAUGCAGUUCUGGUAUCGGGAGGAAACGACGGUGCAAUUUACAAAUGGAAUGUGGUUACUGGCGAACGGCUAGAGGAGGUCGUCCAGAAGGGUAUUCAGUACCGUUCUUUAGCAUUAACGAGUGAUGCCCAUUCGGUGUAUUCCAUUACCAAUACUGGACUCAUUCGAGAAGUUGCUAAAUCGGAUAUCGCGCGCGAAUUCAAGAUCCCGGAGUUGACACCGCUCACCGAUAUGGCAUUGGCCCGUUCUGAUGCGAUACUGUUUGUAGGCAGUGUAAAGGGCCAUUUGUACAAUGUGCAGGUUCCGCUGGUAGACACCAGCAGUGGAAACUGCACCAACUUCCGCUUCUUCAACACGAAAGUAACGAAAAUUUGUAUCACGUACGACGAUUGCACGCUGAUCACGGCGGCCGACGACGGUACACUGAUUGUGUGGCAUAUUUUGAAUAACGAGGGCAAAACGGCUCGCCAAGCCCCAGAACUCGGGAAGUGUGCGGACGUAUUAAUCGCACGUCAAGAUCUCAUCGAGAAGAACGAAUCGAUCACCACACUGGAAAUGCGCAUCCAGCAGCAGAGCAUGGAAUUUCAGUACAAGAUGAAGCAAGGCGAUGCGUUUCACUCGGAGCAGAUGCGGGACAUUCACAAGGACUACUGCGCGGCUAUCGAAAAUCUGAAGAGGAAAAACAUUGAGAUGGAACAAGCCCACACUGAGGAGUUUAAUCUGAUUACUGCUAGCAUUGCCCAGGGAAAGGAAGAUCACCAGAAGGAGAUGAUGGAUUUUGAAGCUCAAUUUCACGAGAAAAUCAUCUUGGAGUACGAUAAGUUGACGAGCAUGAAAAACAAAAUGGAUUCUAUGCGUGAAGAGUAUGAAGUCAAGCUACGCCGAUCUGCGGGAUGUUUGCAAGAUACGAUAGAAUCGAUGGAAGCGGAUCAGAAGCGGUUGUUGAAUGAAAAGCAGGAAAUAAUCGACAAUCUGCUCAAGGACAUGGGUCGCAAACGUACCGAAUUCGACGAGUACUGCCGGCAGGUUGACGUCGACAAUGAUCGUCAUAAGGUGGAGUUGCAACUGCAGUAUGAGAAAAAGCUCCAAGAAGAGGAGGAAAAUUCAAUCAAAUGGCGUGGUGAAGCCGGUGUACUAAAGAAGAAGUUUUCCACCCUGAGCCGCGAAGCUGAAGCAUAUCGCAAGGAGAUCGAGACUAUGCAAACCCAGCACGGAAAGUUCCAGCAGAGUAUCCGGCAACAUCAGCGAGAGAUCGAUGCUUUGCGCAAGGAAGUGGCUGAUCGGGACGGAAUAAUUCGGGAUAAAGACCGGAAGGUGUUUGAGUUGGGAAAGAAAAAUUCCGAGCUGGAAAAGUAUAAACAGGUGCUGUCGAUGAAGAUCGGCGAGCUGAAGUCACAAAUCGAGCCGAAGGAUCGUGAGAUCAAGGAAAAGAAAGAGUUUAUCCUCGAGAUGGAAAAGAAGCUGGAGGAGUUGCAGCAACACAACAAACAGUACGAGCUGCAGCUGCAGGAAUUACGCGACAAAUACUGCGGUAUCGAUCUUGAGCUACGACACGAACGUAACCGAUUCCGCAAUGCUAAAGCGCAAUACCAGCGACUGUGUGGUGAAGUCUACAACGUUUCUGGACUGAUCCAGCGUCCAGACGAGCUGAAGCGUAGCGUUAAAGAGCUUUGUCAUCGAUAUUCGGACGAUAAAGAGCUACAGAAGUCCCUAGCUCUCGACGAAGACGUCCAGAACGAGUUUUUACGCCAGCGCGAGUAUCUCGAACGAAUGACAAAAAGCGCCAAGCAAAAGGCUAGCAGUCAGCGCAAAGAUGCCGGUGAAUCACUGAAGCUGAUGAAGGAAAACAUGGAGCUUCUUGCAGAAUUGAAUAAACUGCGUGAACUGUUAAAUGAGAAGCAACGUGCUUGCACCCGAAUGGAGGCCCUUUUAGGAUUGUCAAGCAAGGCAAUCUCUCCUCGAGAAGCGAAGGAAAAGCUAGAGAAAGCGGUUACGGAUCACGAUGCACUCGAAGCGCACCACCGGGAACAAGUGACGAAAUUGGAAGAAAUGGUGCGUACGCUAUCGAGCGAGAACCAAACUUUGCGCGCUGAAAUGAUUUCCCAAAGUACCCGCAAAGGAGCCCUGCCUAUGGUCACUAAUAAGUGA
Molecule: messenger RNA, 3663 nt
Organism: Anopheles nili
Lineage: Eukaryota; Metazoa; Arthropoda; Insecta; Diptera; Culicidae
Gene: tous
Product: cilia- and flagella-associated protein 57
Exons: 8
Coding region: 1-3663 (1220 amino acids)
Molecular function (GO): protein binding
Source: RefSeq, a predicted model, not a curated record